AUGAGAGCUCUGCAUUUCUCAGAGGGCUCGAGCUCUGCCUCGCCGAGAGCAUGGUCCUGCUGCUCAACGACUGGGCGCAAGACGAGCUGGGCCGACAAGGGCAGCGGCAGCGCGAAGAAGCGCGACGCCUUGUGGUACCUCAAGAACAUCGAAUCGCACGCGCUCAUGUACCACCACCGCCCGGGCCGCAAGGUCGCCAUGGUCUGCGACGACAACGGCGACGGCGUCUACUGGACCGGCUACGUCCGGAACGCGAAGGCCCCGAAGGCCAAGGCCGGCAGCGUCGCGUACAUCAUCUGCUUCCCGGACUACCCGGGCGCGGAGGAGCUCGCGAACGGCCUCGCCCUCGCGGACGAGCUGGGCUCCGCCGGCACGUGGCGGUCAACAGUGCACAAUUUGAUUCACGUUGCCACGCUAGAACAAGAGAGGGCGAAGAAACAUGAAAAGAUCAUGCAAGAUUUUAUUACUGAAGCACGAUUUCAAGCUGCUUUGCUGCUCAAGGCCAACGCGAGUGAGCUCAAAGUAGCUAUGCGAAAAAUGCAAGCUGCAAUCCUACGCGUCAAGAGCAGCACCUACAGCCGCGAUGAGAUUCAUCGGCUCUUGCGACACCAACGUAUUGAGACAAAUUCAGAGACAGGUGCCGUCAAAUUUGGAUUCCCGUGCGAGAGCUUUCACACAAGCUUGGCAGAAGUAUCGUCGCACUCUAAUCUUUCCCAAAAAAUGGAGGCUCAUAUGGCUGACACGAAAGACAAGCACAGGUCUUUGGAGGAUCGUUUAGCAAUAGUUGAAGAUAGGAUUAGGCGCCUGGAAUCAGUGCGAUCUGGCUUGCAUUCAGAAAAAACAAUAUUCCCCCCCGAUGCCAUGUGCACUUCGAAGCAGAAUGUUCUGCGCCCGGUGCGCACAGUCGAAACAAAUGGCGAGUCUCAUAACUCCAGAGAACCCACUGAACCCCCUAUCGCGAUGGAGCUUAGCACCCCAAUACUUGGACUGAAAGUGGUAAAAGAACCCGCCGUUGCUGCAAGCUCAGAUUCAACUCUCAGAGAAUUUGAUUUGCAUAGAAUCUCAGAGCAAGGAUCUCGAACCAUGUUGAAAGUCCAAGAGCAGCAGAUGCAGUUGGAUGGACUCCUCAAUCAGCUGCGAAGCCUAGACGAAGCUAUAAGUAACAUCGCGGAAAAGCUCAGCAGCAGGAACAAUGCCAACGCAAUCGAUCACUUCACUGAGGUUGACACGCGCCUGCAGUCUCUUGCUGAGCAGGUGGUCCAGCUUAUUGGGGGCGAGCACGCUCGGGUGACGCAGACAGAACGCAAAGUGGCCGAUCUGACAGACAGCUACUCACGAGUUGAUCAAGAAAGCAAGGCUCUUCGGGAGCAACUUAUGCGCCAGCAACAGCACACAAGCCUGCAAAUCGAAGAGAUAUUCGAUAGUAUACAGGUCGAAAGGCAGCUUUUGCUCGGAGAACUAAGGAGACAUCAAGAUCUUUAUCGUGAUAUGUUGUGUGAGUACACCCUCCUCCUGCACGACAACUUCAAAGCAGCUCGGCAGUCUGACCGGAGGAAUUCCGAUUCCCUUAGCUUAGAUUGUUGUGACAAAUUUAACCACUCGCCAUUAUCACUUCCAAUGCGUGGUGGGCGUCGUGCGAUGACAUCUGGGGCAAUGCUGCUUGAAAAUUUGAAAUUAAAAGAGGAGAAUUCUCGGUUGAAAAGCAAGCAACAGGCGUCGAGAACAGAAGAUCAGCGGCUUUCCGCAGGUUACUCAGGAAACAUAUCCUCUAGAGCUAGAGAGAGCCUGUGCUCCUGUGCUCACAGCCGACGUUUUGGGAGCCUCAUGAGGCCGAUACCACCAUGCCCCCGUGCAUUCUGCUGCCAAGAAAGCCAACCUUACUGGGGCCAGGUUUGUGCACGGCGAGUUGGUGGUCCCACUGGCAGGUGGGGUCGAGAUCAUAGUAAGAUGAACUUAGUCCGAGGCAGAGGCGACGCAGCCCCCCCUCGCGCUCAUUCUAAUCACAAGCUCAAUUUCGAGCAAACCGCGCGACGACUUAUCGCAACAAAUAUUGCGGAUGCCCUUCGAUGCGCCACAGACAUCCGUGAACGAAUUGAAAUCGUCCACACAUCUGAAUACGCCAACUUCUUGCGCUACCUGUUUCCUGCUUUCCGAAACGUCCUCUUGCACAGCUCCUCUGCUACGUCGGCACGUGCCGAUGAAACAGGAACGCGGUUUCGCCACGUCAUCCUCGAAAUUUUGAAUAGGCUGCCAAACAAUGAGGUGCUGAGACCUUACGCACCAGAAUUAUUGCGGGUGGCUACAGAAACAUUGUCGCGUGAUAGUGAAGAAAAUGCACUUACGUGCCUACGUAUAAUUUUUGAUCUUCACAAGAACUUUCGCCCUGCUCUUGAAGGCGAAGUCCAAUCUUUCCUUGACCUCGUGCAACGAAUUUAUCGGCUUCUACCAACAUCGAUAAAUAAGGCAUUCGCUUUUUCACUGCAACCAGCUCACCUUUCAAAACCGAAAAGUACUUCACGACGUAUCCAAAUCGCCUACUCAUGUCCUCAUCCAAGCCCUUUAGGUAUAACUUCCGAAGUCAUUUCAAUUUCAAAUCAACUGCCCGGAACAUCAGUGCUGCAUCGACAAACUCCUGUCAUGGCCUGUGAUGCCUAUUUGAAUCCCACGUUGCGCAUUCCUAGUUCGAAGCUCGCCUCUUCACCGGGACUUAUGCCGGAGGGGAUCGUAUCAACAGGUUCAGCACGCACAUCCACAAUACAGUCUGUACUUCAAGGUUUGGACUCUUUCAAGGUAUUGACAGAAUGUCCAUUGAUUGUGAUGUUGCUGUUUCAACUUUACCCGAAGUACAUUCAAGACAAUAUUCCACUACUGACACCUUUGAUGAUGGGCGGUCUUGCCCUGCGCGCACCCUUGGCUGCUUAUAAAUUACAGCGCGAGCGAUACCGAGAAUUUGUCGCAUGUCAAGUCAAGACUUUGUCAUUUUUAACUUAUCUGCUGCGUGGAUUUUCAGAAUUGAUGAAACCAUACGAAGAAGCAAUCUCCAAGGCCGUGAUCGCGCUGAUGAUUGCAUGUCCCGGAGACGCAGUUGCAACUCGAAAGGAAUUGCUUGUGGCAACUCGACACAUACUCGCUACUGAAUUUCGUCGAGGGUUCUACCGUCACGUUGACACUCUUCUCGAUGAAAAGGUGCUCAUCGGGCUUGGCCGGCCCAGUCGUGAUGCCCUACGCCCCCUUGCAUUUUCAACACUUGCAGACUUAGUUCAUCAUGUUCGUGCAGAACUAAACCUUUCCCAACUGUCUCGCGUGGUGUUGCUAUUCUCGAGAAAUUUGCAUGACCCGCGACUCCCCUUGAAUGUGCAGACGACAUCUGUUCGAUUACUACUCAAUCUAGUUGAUUUUGUUUUUCACAACAGAGAUGCAGAUAUUAGCAAAGGGCAACGCCUGCUCGUCCAUAUUCUUCAAACAUUGGUGUCUAAAUUUGACACUUUGCGCUUUCUCAUUCAUAAGAUCGGUUGCGACAAUAGCUCGCUGGAUACCUGUUGCGAUUCAAAUUGUCGGCCUGGUCGUCAUAAAACAGUGGAGGGCUCCACAGAUAAGCCUGGAUCAAGGCACCAAAAUCUUUAUCUUGGUUGCAGUAGCGUCGUCCUACCUGCAAAAAUAGAAUCUAUGGCUGAUGUGAAACCACUCAUCCAGAUGUUGAUUCGCGGCCUGAAGACUGUGAUGUGGUGCAUAUCCCAUUAUCAGCAAAGUCAGAGAUCUGGCGAAGUGCCCAAAAAAAUCAACAUAACGCCUGAGGAUAGACAACCCCGAAGUGUGGCAAUAGAAAGUCGCCCUCGCCCGACAGCACGAAAGCAGCCACAUGUGCUCUCCCAAAAUGAAGCUGAGUACAUCAGUCUGUUUUUCUACUGGGGGUUGUUAUGUUGUCGCGCGAUCUCAAGUAGUUGCGAACUGCAGGAAUUCGAGUUGAAGGAGGUUCUAGAUAAUUUUGCCGGCGCCUUCACCGUUCUUGAUAGCUUCAAUUUUCGGUCGACAGUGGGUCAACACAUUCCCAUGCUCUUUGAUGCCAUGCUUGGAUCAUCAGCACUCCUGGCUAUCGCACAGACGCUCCUUGCCAAUUCAAAUGUAUCUGCCACAUUCGCUGACAUUCUUGUCGGUUUCUUAGUGAGGAAACUCAGCAAUCUCUCUAGUUUUCAAUUUCCGCAUGAGAAUCCUUCGCCUCGACUAGUGCCCUCCAAAAUCUUCGAUAACGGAACAUAUCCCACGUCAACUACCAAAAUCGCUCCCUGUUUUGGAGCAUCAACGCUCUUACGCCUGCUUCGGAUCAUCCUUGGCUCUGUGGCGCUCUUCCCUAAGAAUGAGGUGGUGCUCCGUGGCCAAUUACGUAAACUGAUCAUCGCAUGUUUGCAGCAUGCUGCUGCCACAAAUAAUCCCAUUGCUUAUUUUUUCCUUCUACGUUCAAUCUUUAGAUCUGUUUCCAGCUGCGUUUCUUCAAGAGGCGUGCACUCGGAGUUGGGUGAUAUUGCUCCAUCCAUUUUAAAAGUUCUAUUUCAGCUACGUCUCCGUACUAAGGGAGCGUCUACGGCCCAUUUCAUUCUUACAGAACUUUGUAUGACUGUGCCAAUGUCUCUCGCUGCUCAAGUACCAUUUAUUCCACGCCUUCUACCUUUAUUGGUAGAAGCCCUGCAGGCAAUAUCUGGCGACCUUCCGUCACUGGCACUUAGGACGCUCGAGUACUUUCUCGACCAUUUGGGAUCAUCACGCACAUGCUCCCUGCUGGCAGGGCAGCCUCGAUUGCAGUAUAUGAUGCUCAUCGGUGUUUGUAGUCAUCUCAAGCCGGCCCCAUACACACUUGGUACCAUCGCUCUUCGCAUACUAGGCAAGCUUGGCGGGCGAAAUCGACACUUCCUUGCAUUGAUUGGUGAUUCACUGCCCGAUUUGUCACAACGCCGCGAAGUUCAUAUCGAGACAAAUGCCAGCUUAACGCAUAAUUCUAAGACGAAUCAUGUCAAACAUAACCUUGCAAUAUUCUCACCAAUUUCAUCCUUGAGACUCUUGAUGAAAUGGCGCGCAGUCCCCUGCUCUACGCAUUCAGUAAAUAUUCAAGAUGCGUACUCGGUUGGUAGUUGGUUUGCACUAGAUAUUGAUAAUUACCUGACCGAUGCAUGCGAGCUUUUUAACUCGCUCGUCAGGCUGAAUUUCCUGGAACAUAAUUCCGUGCAAAGCUCUUUCCAAAGUUAUCCACCUCUUUUGCUUCGCUAUCAAAAAAUGUGCUUCCGUCUACUUGCGAGCGGUCUAUGCUCCUUGUUUGACCUUCCAGCAGAAGCAAAAAUACCCAAGUACGAGUGCAAUAAGCCGCAGAGAAAACAACAAGUAGAUUUCUACAACUGCAAAGUGAUGGAGGCACGAGUGUGUGAUUUUGCGAACAUCCGACUGUGCCAACUGCUGUACUCAGUCGUCUGCGCGGCAGCUCACCGAAUGCUAGAAGCAGAGGCGACUCCCUUGCUCCGAGCCUUCGCUUUUUUGUUUGCCAUGCUCACUCACUAUACCCCUACAUCUUCCACCGAGUUUCUCUCGCGUAGAAAUCAGGACUGCGAGGAGCAGCUAGGUAAGGUCAAACUCCAGCAUGCACACGGCAAAAAGCACUUCCAAGCACCUGGAGAUGGGAAAUUGUCCAUCCAUUCGUUCACCUCAACUCUACUUGAAGCUAUAACAGAUAGUUGUUCUUUGGUUGCAAGUACCGCACUAGGAUCCCUGAAGUUUCACCUAGGGUGCAUUUAUUCACUUGAGCUGCGAUCGUUACCAGCACCGAGAUCGAUUCUAAUCACUGAUCUCAUCACAAGAAUAUGUCUGUCGCUAUCUGAAUGGGAAAUUAAGUCUCGUAGAAGUGUUUGCCAAACAUUAUAUGAACUACUUGCAACAUUUGGUCAUGCUUGGGCACGUCCAAAUAAAGACGUACUAGCUGCUGCCCUUAUAAGUGCUCUCGAUGACGAAGCCGACAUCACCCUUCUCACCCAUGGUGGUAUCAUUCAAACUCUGCAUGCGCUCUUACAAAUUUCGCACAACACGAUGGAUGAAACACGCCUGGUGAACGUGUUUGUACGUGAACUAUCAAACAAAGCGGCUGCUGCCCGUCUAGGCGCUCAAAGUGGUCUUAUUGAGCUGAACAGGCAAGCUAAAUUGCCCGAGCUUUCAUCGCAAAUACUGAAGCCAAUAGCUGCUAGUUCAGCGCAUAUCCUUGCUAAAUGUCACCUGGGUUUGAGUGCCCCAAUUGACUGUACCAUAGGAGCCCUUGAUGCCUUGAGUUUCAUGUUAUCUUUACACCCCCCAGCAAUUUUACCAAAUCCAGGACUACAUAGCAAUUUACUGAACAUACUCGAAAAAGAACGCCACUGUCUUCCAGCUCAUUAUGCUCUCUGGUCUCUACAGCCAAAUUGUUACCUCGGGUGGAUGUCGAAGUCGGCUACGUUUUCUUUCGUGCUAAAUCAUUCCAUACUGUGCCUCGGGAAAUCAUCAGCCUGUAGCCGGACCGAUUAUCUGCGUGCAAUGGCCCUGAGGGCUCUGCAUGCCUCAAUUCGAGCUGCCAAGUCGGUUGCGAUGACUGCAGUGAGUAAAGUGCCCAGUGAACACGCACGUGCCAAAUUCAACGAAGUGCUAUUAAGCUCUCUACCGUUAAACCAUUUGCGCAAAACUUUGGAUUUGGCACUAGAGUCAGCUAGAAUUGACGAUGCCUAUAUCUUGAAUCUCACGUCCACCUCCUUGCUUUGUGAAGUCCUAGCACUGAGACAACUUCCUCUAAUGAACGCUUGUAGUGCAUACGUGCGCCAAUCGCUUGAUGCCGUGAAUCAAGGUAGUGCCACUCUACAGUUCUUGAGCAGCUUCGAACGAAUGAUCUCGCUACCAGUACUUGACGAAAUUCAGUCCCUUGAAAUUGCUCGGUGUCUAUUGAAUCACCUUCAAGAGUUUUGUAACCCGGACGGGCUCAAGGGAAUGCGCUCCUGGAUAGCCAACCCACCCUUGGAGCUCGCAGCAAAACUGCUGCACCUUAUUUCAAGACUCCUUACUUGCGGUCACGAGAGCACUGAAUGCGUAUCAACUUUCCUCAAGUCAGUCGUUUGCACUGUGCUUCAGCUAGAGGCAGUCUUAUCGAAGUAUUUUGAUCAAGACGUUCAGGGAAUCAAAACUCCAGUUAACACAAUGCACCUAUUAUCUCCUCUCUCUGCUGCCAACUUCGGCCUAAUCAGGCUUGGACCAUCACCCUUCAGAUUUGCUUUGGCUCAAUUCCUAUCGUGUCACGCAACGGCGGCAACUCAUUAUUUCUUCAACCUUACCAACAUAGUCAAUCCCGAACACAUUUCUCUAUUGAGCUUUGUUGUCUCUGUCCGAGAAGCAGCUGAACUUCGCAUGCGCGUGAUGAGCUCUGAUGGGAUUGAACUUCUGUUGAAUGCAGCAUUCCGAAGACCUAUCAGUUCCAUCACGCAAAGGUCUCGUGUACACGAGCGCAUGAAACACUCACAUCCUGCAAUUCUGUUUACUUGGCAAGACAAACAUCAGCUGAUACCUGACCUGGAAGCAUUAAAUUCUCGACCUGCAGCAAAGCUAGCUAAUCGGAGCUCGUUCGCAGAUGGUUCUUCCUUACCGAGGCUUAGUUUUGAGGAAAGAGUUGAAAAGAAGGAUCAACCCGUGGGCCUCACUUCAGUGCACGUUCGGCCAGUAGAUUCUUCAGUUUCAGUUAGAGAAAGCUCCGUGGAGGUCGAUCAGCGCUUGCCCGCAAGUAUUCUUAACGCUGAUACAGCUCACGAUCAGAUGGCCAAGUCAAAGUCAAAAGAAGCGCAGUUCUAUGGGCUGAAGCUUAUUAUGGCUUUGUAUCAUCUAGAUAUCCACCUCUUCAGCCGCCAUAAGCUUGCAGGACAUUGUAUUAUCAUGCUCUGGCGUGCACACAUGUUGAGAGCGGAUGAGCGCGCCACCAAUUCAGAACUAACUUCUCAAAUGCAAGACGAACUAAUCUUACGCUGUCACAAAGAAACUUUUUUGAUGAUUCAGGGCAUGAUAGGCUACUGCCGCUCAUAUCAAGAGGAUGUACAUGUGUUAUUCGACAUGCUUUCUGUCUUCAUGAUGCAAAGCCCAGUGGACUUCACCUUCUUGAAAGAUUUCUAUCGUGAGGAGGUAGCCGUGAUCUGGGAACCUCGCAACAAACAAAAAUUAAUGCUAUUGUUUCUGCGUGCUCUUGUUGAUUAUCACGUUGCGAUGGACUUAAAAGUCGUAGCCUUACGUCUGGUUGUUACACCCAUGCUUAUUACAACAUUUACAGGUGCCCGGAAGCUUGACACCCCGCAGACUAUAAUGGAAGCGGGACUGGAAAGCACGCGUGUCGUGGAUUCAGAUAUGUUGGCACUAUUUAUGCGUUCUGCGCUUGACACUGCUAAUCGACAAACACGACAUUACAGUGAAGCUCUUCGUGUGGAGCUGUUAAAGUUGACCACCGUUUUGAUUGAACACCUUGGACAAGAGCUCGUCGAACAUCGCAAGGACUUGAUCAAAUUCGCUUGGAAUCAUCUCAAGUCUGACGACUCGCUUUCGAAGCAAUGGGCCUACGUCAACGUAUAUCACUGGGUCUACGUUGCACUUUUGCGAACAUUCCAGCCCGAGGCACGUGAACUAGUCAAGGUUGCUCUAGACAUCCUUAUACCUGCCUUACCAAAACGCUUGCCGAUGGCCGACUUCAUCAAAGCCAUCAAAUGGACCAAAAAGAUAAUGUACGAAGAAGGACACGCGCUCGCUCAACUGGUCCACAUGUGGCAGCUAGUGGUACGCCACCCAACAUUAUUCUAUCCAUAUCGCUCGCAGUUCAUGCCGCAGAUGGUGAAUUCGUUGAAUCGUUUAGGACUACCCCCAAACUGUCCCGUCGAAAACAGGCAACUUGCAGUCGCACUUGCUGAUCUAAUAUUGAACUGGGAGUCUCAGCGGCUAGACGAUAGCAAGCCACGCAACGCCCCCAGCACAGUUGGUUCACAGCUGCUGCCUGAAAAAAAGCCUGUUUCCCCUGGUCAUUCAACCCGUCCGGUACCGGCACUAUCAGAAGACGAAUUUCAUCUAACCAUGACUAUGAUUGAGAUGGUUGCGAACUUUCUUGUUCGGCUGGCCCUCUUCGCAUCAGACAACAAGGAGCCAGCCGUGCAACGCUUAGCACCAAGAUGCCUUUUCUUGUUCAAAACAACUAUAGAAGCUUGGCCCAAUGUGCACAUUCGUUUUUCCUACUUCGAAAAACUGAUUGCAACGUCCAAUACUCGCUUAGACCUUGGUGCUAAUGACUCACCAUAUUCGCCAACCCUCCUGGCAACAUGCUUGGAUGUCAUUCACAUCACGCUUGGUGUUGCCCAAAUUUUCUUGCGACACCACUUAAACUCAAUACAAAAAUGUGGUGCGUUGGAACCGCCCACCUGCUACGCUACCCCCGUAAUGUCGGUACUUGCACGCGCUAUCAAAUCGAGGCUCAGCCUUAGUGAAACCGAGCAAGUUCAAGGUGAAACUGUUCAGGGGGGUAGCGCAAUUACUGCGUUGUGUACCUGCAUCUUGCUUCUAGCUCAGGCGGUCACGGACAACAUCAUAGUUGGGAUUCGGCGUGAGCUUGUUGUGCUAGUUCCUUCCAUAGAGCUACUGCUUUGUGUCUCGAAGCUGGCUAGCAUCUGGCUCACAAAUCAAUACAGGACAGCAUGUAGUUAUAUAUCGGAACGACGAGAAACACUACAACAAUUUAUCGAGCCUCUCAAAGAACUAAUUCACGCGCACUUAAGACUAGCCGAGCGGGUCUGGGAAGACCUUCUACCCCAAGUAUGUCACGUCGUUGAAGGCGACCAGAGACAUACGUGGGAAGUUGCGCUGACAGAUGCCAUCUUCAACCAAGUUACAGCAGUGUAUCACCAACCCAGGCUCAAGGUACCGUCUUUACUCCUGGGUGACGAGAGGAGUGUCGAGCUUAUCAACAUGGCACACUAUUACGAGACUAAUCACAAUUUCUCUGUGGCUCGCUUUUCACCUGCAUCAUCUGGUGCGCACAGCUGUUUUCUCUUCGACUCAAUGGAAACCAUCAUCCCACCACCAAAUGUGCCACGAACACUGCUUCGCGCGUGUUAUGAUCUGCUACCAAAGUGUCUCGCUACCAGCAAGAACAACUCCAAGCCUCUCGGAUUAUUAAGAGCGACUGCCUCCAAGUACAAUUGCCGCCAUGAAGCCCUGUACAUGAUGGAAGAAGCUGUUAUAGCACAACAAAAUUUCUCAAGUUGUUCUUCAUCGCAUAACCCAAGAAUAUCAGGCGCGCUGAUGUUCUCUGAAUUAAUGGAAGCUGAUCUUCGUGCAAGAGCUAUCAACGACAGUUGUACACAUCCCAUGUCAUCGGUUGCGUUUGCGUUACGCUGCUAUGGCUUCAUACCCCAGGCUCAAGAAGUAUUCUUCAAAAAUAUGAUCGAAAGCCUCUCGCAUGAGGCUCAACAUGAGGUAUGGGUGGAGACGAGUACCUCGGGUUUUUCAUUUGAAGCUGACGUUUGGUGUGAUGAAUGGUUGGCCUGUGCCCGUGAUAUGUCCCAAUGGGCACUUUUGGUAGAUCUACUGAAACAACCUAGCGCCCGAUCUCCGGUCUCCACAAUACUGCAAACGCCAGGCCUGCUACUUGAAGCCGCCUGGAAAAUUUACAAAUGGAACGAUGUCCGACAGGAAUUGAGUGCGGGAUCCCAACACUCGGGUCACAAUGGACACGCGUUAAAGGUUACAGGUCCCAAAACAAAGUUACUCGAAACUCGACUAGCGAUUGUUGAUGGCCGCUACAGUGAUGUAGAGCAAUUGUGCAGUGAAUGUAUACAGUUGGCAUUGAACUCAUGGUGUAAUCUGCCCAGACCGCGUUUAGGGCUUGCUACUCAUGACCCAUUACUACAUCUCUUUCACGAGCUUAUUGAAGUGCAUGAGAGUGGUCAGCUCCUCAACGAAGCAAUACAGCACUCUCGUGCUCUCACCUACCCAGAUCUGCGCACAGUCGCGCACACUUGGAGAGAUCGAUUGCCAAAUGAGUGGGAUAGCAUUUCAGACUGGGAUGAUGUCAUGCGAUGGCGGGCACACGUCUUCCAAUCAGUACAAAAAGCAUUUGUAUCCUGGGGUACCGCUGAUCAUAUAUCAGAGCUCCACGACGCACCUUGGACGGUUGCCAUGUUGACACGCGUAGCUCGCAAGCAGGGGCUUGUGCAGGCGAUCCAGACAAUCAAGCACGCCUCCGAUGCAAAUGGAACGUGCAAUGACUUACGAAUGAAUGUAUCCGAUGCGUUUAGUAAAUUGCGAGAGCGCAUCCUGGCUUAUGACACAAAAGACGGUUUGGUCAAGUGUAAUAAUGCGGGACAUGAGGCGCGUACCCGUGCCCAGGCUGGGCUAUAUCUCAUAAAAAAUACUGCGAUCGACCUGUUCAAUACAGAACAGCGCUCUGAACUCCUCAGACUGAAGGCACUCUAUCAAGGCGUCCUUGGACAGUAUCGGGACGCCCACAGCACAUUUUCUGCUGCAACAAACGCGUGUAACACAUACGGCCGAGCAUGGUACUCUUGGGGUGCAUUGUGCGAUGCGAAUUCCGCUAUUGAAGUGUCUUCAAAUUCAUUCAGACAUUUGGUUCAGAACUCGUUCACAUGCUACCUUGCGGCUGUUGAAUGUGGCUAUGCACAUGCCUUCGUCAGUGGGAUGGCUCGCAUUUUGUGUUUGCUUCGACUCGAUGGGCAACAUCUUGACCUUGCGGAGAAAUUCCAUGCUCGAAUACAUAAUAUACCCAUUACUGCAUGGGUUCCAUGGAUUCCACAGCUAUUAGUGAUGCUUGAUGUAAAUCACAUACAGCAUGUUAUCUGUUCACUCACUGCGUGUCUACCCCAGGCAGUAUACUAUUCUCUGCAGCCACAGCUUCUGCCGAACAUUAAUCGUGCAUCCGAGCUAUCAAGACUGCAUGCUCAUCAGGUCAUAACUCAUUUCCGUUUCAGCAGUGCAAAACUUGCCGCAGAAAUGGAUAUUUUGAGCGGAGAAAUUAUUCUUGGCGUACGACCUAGUCCAACUGAGGAGCUCUUGCAUCUCCUUUUCGUGAUUCUGACUCAAUGCCAUAAUACUUCCAUUGAGGUGGAGUGCGAAGGACCGUGUGAAGUGUACCAGCUUCUGCACAAGGUUAGCGUGAGAUAUACUCAUCAGCUUCAAUAUGAUGUAUUUGAUAACCAUGAUAUGUGGGGCAAGGUGCCGGCAUCCGAACAUGUUGCUUCAAAACUUGUAGAGCGUAAUGCGAUUCGAACCUCUGCAAAUCAUGCCGAUCUGGCAAGUCCUCAAUCGCUGACCGGGCGCCUUCAAAGUUGGAGUCGUGUCCUCGCAAGUCAUUUAAAUAGGGUUCUAACGUACAAGAAUCCAUAUUCUAUUUGUUCUACGUUAUCCAAACUGCAAUAUGAGCAGGAAGAUCCUGAGUGCUGCCAGUCUAGGCUUGCUGUAGCUCAGUUUCUAGAAAUCCCUGGACAAUAUACAAACUCUUUUGGCACUCUUCGGCCUGAGUUGCAUUUGCCAUUACUCAAGUUUGAAGCUCAUGCCAACAUCAGAAUCCGGCGCGGUAGAGUCAUGCGGCGCCUAAGAUUCGUCGCUGACGAGGGCCGCGUGCAAGCAUUUGUAUCUUCGGUGAAAUCAAAAAACCAUGCAUUUGUCAACGAACGCGUAUGCCAAUUUUUUGGUAUAGUUGAUGUUGCACUCACGCAGUGUAGCGAAGCACAGCGGCGUCGUCUUAGGGUUUCACCGAUGGGGUUGGUUAGAUUUGCUUCAAACAUACAGCUCACUGAAGAUAGAUGGUCUUGGACGAACCUCCACGAAGUCAAUGAAUCACGACUAUCAAUACUCGGCAAAACCCGAGAUUCACUCGCUUCUCCAGGAGGAAUGAGAGUUGAGCCGUUGGUCUCCAAGCUGCGUUCUCUUGAUCGAUCACUGCAUGAAGCUGAAGAUAGCGCGCGAAAGGCUUUAUACAAUAGAAUUUGUAGCAAUAAUGUCGAUGCAGACACGUUUUGUAAGCAUGUGUCAGCCAGUCUGGAGGGUAUAGAGGCAGUAUGGACUUACCGGAGGACAUUUGCUACGCAGCUUGCAGUUCCAUCAAUUUUGGGAUUCAUCCUUGCAGUUGGAAAUCGUGCGGCCCACACCGCCAUAUUUUGUCAAUACAGCGGACGUGUUUGUGCAGCAGAUUUCCACCCAUGUAUUUCCUCUGCCUCGAGCUAUCCAGAGCCGCAUUUAAGCGAGAUGCCAUUUCGACUAACUCGCAACAUUGAACGUGUGUUGCAGCCAUUUCUCUUCAACGGAGUCUUCAAAUCGUCAUUAGGGUCCAUAUCAUUUGCCUUGCAACACACCUUGGAACCUGGAGGGUUUCUCGAACCCUACGUCUAUCUGUACCUUGGUGAUGAACGAACCGAUGUCAGCAGCCAAAAUCACAAGUGUCUGUAUCACGGUCCCAAAAAGUCCGGCAUCCCAUACUGUGGACAGCAAGUUAUUGUUUUACAACUGUUGGUUAGAGCGCUAUUGAAGCUAUACUCUAGCGACAUGGUCGUCUCCGCCUCGUCAAUUCGCGACAUGAGCACUGAUGAAAAGUUGCCGCGUGCAGAUUCCGAUGGAUCACUGGCGUCCAUCGACGACGCAACGAACCACGCGGAGUACAAGGUGCGGCGGUCGCGCCUUAUCGGCAUGGUGAAUUGGUGGCACGUCGCUAUGACUUUUUACCCGCGCGGCACCUCGCACGUCUUGGUGACUCUGCUUUGCUAUUUGGCCUCGCAAAUCACAUUUGAUGUGCUGACAAUUGGACCGAAUGUGCCAAUUGAGAUUGCGCUGGGAGUCUUGCGGGAAUUGCCCCCUGCUCUCUUGGACAUGUCGUGGCGUUCAACUCUUCUAGGUCUUUGUCUUGUGUGGUAUCUGGCACGGCACCACCAUCCAGUUUACCUGGUUGACUUUGUGACCUUUGAGCCGCCAGAGAGCUGGCGAUUGACUCAUGAUGAGCUGAUGACCUGCAUGCGGCGCCAACGAUGUUUCACGGAAGAGAGUAUCGCCUUUCUAAAGCGUAUUCUGGACAAGUCUGGCACUGGACAGAGGACAGCGUGGCCACCGGGGAUUACACGUUGCCUCCGAGACGAGUCGAAAACGGCGGAUCAGUCAGUAGAAGCUGCGCGUAAAGAGUCUGAGACUGUGAUAUGUGACGUUGUUCAGAGUUGUCUACAGCGCACUGGAACUUUGCCGACUGAGGUUGACAUCCUAAUAGUGAACUGCAGCCUCUUCUCUCCGACACCGUCCCUUUGCGCGAUGAUAAUGAAUCGCUUCAAGAUGUGCGAGAAUGUCAUGGCAUACAACCUGAGCGGUAUGGGUUGUUCUGCAAGUCUCAUUGGAAUCGAGCUUGCGCAGAAUGUGCUCCGCUCACACCCAAAUAAGAUUGCGCUUGUUGUCUCAACGGAAAACCUCACCCAAAAUCUCUACCAUGGUAACGAGCGCAGCAUGCUUCUCCAGAACACUCUCUUUCGCUGUGGCGGUGCCGCAAUGCUUCUAUCAAACAAGUGGCGCGAUGGUCAAAGAGCUAAGUUUAAGCUGCUUCAUGUUGUACGUACCCAGAGCACAGGCAACGAAGCAUACGACGCUGUUUACGAGUGUCAAGACGCCAGCGGCGAACAUGGGGUCAAACUUGACCGAAACAUUGUGAACAUUGCCGGCCAUACCAUGGAGAAGAAUUUCACGAUCCUAGGGCCGUAUGUUCUCCCUUUAUCGGAGCAGAUGCGUGUCGCGUAUGCCCUCGCCAAGAAAAAACUUUGCAAGUACCUUUGCAAGGCCCUACGACUCCAUAAGGAAGAAAGUCCAUCCAGGAUGACUGGGAUUCUCUCCCGCUGGAUUCCUGCCAAGAUUCCUGCUUAUGUCCCUGACUUCAAGCGCGGCAUUGACCAUUGGUGCAUCCAUGCCGGCGGCCGUGCUGUCGUUGAUGGCGUUGCCAAGAAUCUCAAGCUGCAACCUGAGCACGCCGAGCCAAGCAAAUAUGCGCUAUUUCACUAUGGAAACACAUCUUCUUCCUCCAUCUGGUACGAAAUGGAUUAUGUUCGCAAAGUGCAAAACCCUAAAAAGGGUCAUCGUAUUCUUCAGGUCGCCUUUGGCAGUGGUUUCAAAUGCAACUCGGCUGUCUGGCUCUGCCUUCAUGAGUAGCAGGGACUGCCUCCACUGGAUCAUCUUUAUCGUGACCCCUUCAAGCGUAAUAAAUACCUGGACGCGGGGAUGUUGGCAAUUUCAAGUACUGGCCUCCCCGCGCCCCCCCCGGUUUUCUUAAGUGCCGCGGAAUAGCGCCCCGGAAUGGGCCGACCGCUGGGCCGACUAGCAAUGGCCGCAUAUAUAACGGCACUCAGGGACUU
Molecule: messenger RNA, 15410 nt
Organism: Aureococcus anophagefferens
Lineage: Eukaryota; Pelagophyceae; Pelagomonadales; Pelagomonadaceae
Exons: 20
Coding region: 1-15207 (5068 amino acids)
Biological process (GO): fatty acid biosynthetic process
Cellular component (GO): membrane
Molecular function (GO): acyltransferase activity, transferring groups other than amino-acyl groups; protein binding
Source: RefSeq, a predicted model, not a curated record